UCUUUAUAUAUGACCGUGGCAUAAAGACACUCGAAGAGCAGAUCAACAAAUUAAGAGAGAAAAUGGCAAAUGAAGUGGAAGGAAAACGAGUGAUAAAGGUGGUCGCUCUUUGUGGUUCCCUUCAAAAAGCUUCUUAUAAUCGGGGCAUCAUCCGAGCAGCAAUGAAGAUGUGCUCAGAGUCUAUGGUAGAAGGAAUUGAGAUGGAAGAUGUUAACAUCUCAGAUUUGCCGAUGAUGAAUGUGGACCUUGAGGUGGAUGACACAUUCCCUGUGCUAGUUGAAGCGUUUAGACAGAAGAUUCGAGAAACCGAUGCUGUGUUUUUUGCUACUCCAGAUUAUAAUUACUCUGUCACACCAACAAUAAAAAAUGCAUUAGAUUGGGCAUCAAGACCACCUAACGCUUGGGCAGACAAGCCAGCAGCAAUAGUGAGCGUACAAGCAAGUAGCAAAAGUGGGCAAUACCAUCUUCGCCAAAUCGGUGUUUUCCUCGACAUUCAUUUCAUCAACAAGCCUGAAUUCUUUGUUAGUGCAGCUGAACCUCCUCAAAAGUUUGAUGAAAACGGUGACUUGAUUGACGAACAGCUCAGGCAAAGGUUACAGAAGGUGCUCCUUGCAUUGCAAGCAUUUACCCUUCGCCUCGCCUCGCCGUAGACAAAUGACAAGUUGGAUGACAAGUCAUUUUGUCUUGCUUCCAUGGUUGUUUGAUUGUUAUCAAUAUUGAUCACGUUCAUUAUCGAUUUGAACCAAUGUCAAUUGUCUUUAUAAUCGAGUCAUGUAAUUUUAGCAAAUAUCUAAAUCGUCGCGCUUUGCUUUUGUUUGCUCGUCACAUGUAUGGUUGUGCCCAUGUCCAAAACCGCAUAAAAUUGGGAUCAAAUUUUAAAUUUUCAUGUACCGAAGACCGGACUAGAUAUAAAUAUGAUCCAAACCUUAGUGUUUUUUUUUA
Spinacia oleracea (spinach) is the source of this 942-nucleotide messenger RNA. Its product is annotated as NAD(P)H:quinone oxidoreductase. Gene Ontology annotation, molecular function: FMN binding; oxidoreductase activity. NCBI's taxonomy places the organism in Eukaryota, Viridiplantae, Streptophyta, Magnoliopsida, Caryophyllales, Amaranthaceae. The record is from RefSeq and is a predicted model, not a curated record. Gene Ontology annotation, cellular component: cytosol. The transcript has 3 exons. Bases 63 to 650 code for a protein of 195 amino acids.